This is a messenger RNA of Rubroshorea leprosula, 802 nucleotides long. The record is from the annotation of a GenBank genome assembly. Lineage: Eukaryota; Viridiplantae; Streptophyta; Magnoliopsida; Malvales; Dipterocarpaceae.
GCAUACAUUUAAUCCUAACCCUAAUUCAUUUCUCAAUUUUCAUUUUCACCUUCCUCGGCUUUCCCUCUCCUUCUAUUAUGCGACUCUACCAUCUGAAUGCCCUCCAUUCCAUUGACACCCUUCUAUGAUUCUACCCUUGCCCUUCCCAGUGCUCACCUUCUGUCGCCCCUUAUUUUCUCCUUUGCAUUGACCGGACCAUCUCAAAUCCCAUUCCCUCCAUUGCACUGCUGGUCUGCUGCUGCCGAAGCCAUCAACUUGUUGACGGGGGGCAAAAUCUGCUCCUUGUCAAAAAUUCCCAUGGGGAUCCCCAUGCCUGCCAUUCGUGGGAAUGGGGAUAGGGGGGACUCCCCGACCUCGCAAGGCCCCGUUGACAUCCCUAGGUGUAGUUGAAAAGAAAGUAGUUUAGAUGUGUACAAAAACUAAUAUAAACACACUCAAACCAAUAUUCAAACCAAGAAAAAUAUAAUAUAAAGAAAAGAUUUAUAUAUUUUUCUCCAUUCAACUUUACUAGCGUACAAGUUAUAUAAGGGUGUUUGAAAUUUGUUGUUACAAUUGCUAUUUCAAAAAUACAGUGAAUUAUGUUAUUGUAAUUUUACCUCUAUAUAUUGAAAUUAGAAGUGUAAUGAUAUAAGUCUUAUUCCCUUGAAAUUUUUGCAGAUUCCAAACAAGACGGACAUUUGGGUUAGCUUUUGGGAGGUUUGAUUCCAUGAAAAUGUUUCAAUUUUAUACGAAUAACUUUUGUUGACCAGCAAGAGAUUGAAAAGGAAUUUAAUGUAAUCUUUAAUAAGGUUGACUUUGUUCU